This is a messenger RNA of Theileria orientalis strain Shintoku, 867 nucleotides long. RefSeq lists its product as hypothetical. The transcript has a single exon. Lineage: Eukaryota; Apicomplexa; Aconoidasida; Piroplasmida; Theileriidae. The record is from RefSeq and is a predicted model, not a curated record. The coding region runs from base 1 to 867 and encodes 288 amino acids.
AUGAUCGCAUAUCAGCACCAGGUUAGGGAAGGAUCUUUAAGGGAUUUACUUAAAUUGACACAAUACAUAUCUUGCAACCCUCAAUUCUGCAACAAGUACGACUCACUAAACGAUUUCAUAAUUAAAAAGUCAAGCUGGUCCAUUAAAAGCGCAUUCAGAAAGGUGACGAGGGCCUUCGAAAAUGUGAGCCUUGUUGUUCCGAUUGUUCAAAACAUAAAAAGGAAGGUCAGUCGGCUGUACGACGAGUUUUAUGAGAACGCCAUGACCCUUGAUCAAAUGUCCCAAAAAAUAAUUGAUAGACUGCACCCCAAAAGCAUCAACAGCAUGGAGGAGGAGUUAAGGGAGGAAGAACGCGCAGCCGAAGCCUUUAAGGAGCAGGCUGGCAAGGUCAUUACUGAGAUUUCUGAGUUAAAAAGCGCCAAACGGGAGAUCGCCGAGGACUCCCUUGAGAGCGCCACGACUAAGCGGGAGGUCAUUAGCGGCUUAAAUGUCGCCGUCGCCAAGCUUAAGAAGGAGCAGGCUUACACCAAGCUCGACUACGUCACCAGGCGGCUGCGCCAUUCUAUGCGGUCACUGCUCUUUUACGAAAUUAAGUUCUUUAACCAGGCCAAGCUUUAUGGCACUCACCACAACUUACACGUUGAGCUGAUAAAUAGGCUGCCAACUAACUUGGCGGACCAACAGGACUAUGACAUAGUUUUCGUAAGAAAGAUAAUGCUACUGCUCAUCCUCAUCACCUACAAAAAAUCAUUUGUUGCUGCUGAGAUAAAGAAAAUUGUCCCGUCUAUGGUUUUCUUUCAAGAGCAGGUUGUUAAAUACACUGAUAAACAGAGGAAGCUCUACGAAGAGUGCCUCUCGUUUGACUAA